AUUAAUUACUAUUAAAUGGGGGUGCAGGUUAGUGUUCCAUAUGGAAGCAUGUUCAACAUUGUUACUGUUAGAUGCGGACACUGUGCCAAUUUGCUGUCUGUUAAUAUGGGAGCUUUGCUUCAAUCUGUUCAACUUCAAGAUUUCCAGAAACAACAAUCUCUGGUAGCAGAAGCUAACAAUAAUAAAGACAGUGGCUCUUCUUCAAAGUGCAACAGAUUCGGACCACUACUCCAUACUGAUCAUGAACAACCUAAGUUGCCUCCCAUUCGCCCUCCGGAGAAACGGCAACGUGUUCCGUCAGCGUAUAAUCGUUUUAUAAAAGAGGAGAUUCAGAGGAUAAAAGCAAGCAACCCUGAGAUUACCCACAGGGAAGCUUUCAGCACUGCUGCAAAAAAUUGGGCACAUUUUCCUCAUAUCCAUUUUGGACUAAAGCUGGAUGGCAACAAGCAAGCUAAAGUUUCUGGAGAAGCUGCCACUAAGAAAUCUAAUAGUUUCUAGUAAGAUUUAUUCUUACAAAUAAUAUUUAUAAUAUUAAUAUAAUAAUCUUAUAAUAAUAAUAAUUAGGGUUAAAAAAACUAAAGAGAUUGCAUUUUGUCGUUCGAACAGAGUAUGAAGAUAGUGGCAUUCGGAGCUGUCCUAAUUUUAGAAUUUACGAAAAAAUAGUUUUACAAAAUUCGAUGCUACGUACUUUUGCGUUACAUAUAGUUUUUUUCAUAAAUGACUAAAAAUAUGAGGGACCGAAUGCCACAUAUCUUCAACUCUAGGGUUGCUAACGUGCAAUUUUAUUUCCCUGGAAAAAAUAAAUUUAUAGUUUAUUUUGAGUAAAAGAAUUUCGGAGAUUUGAGGACGAUCGAAGUUUGGAUUAUAUCUAUAUAUUAUAUAUAUGUAAUAUAUAUGAUCAACCUGAUAAUUGUUGUUCUUUAAUUUUUAUGUGUAUAAGAAUUCAUGACCUAGCUAUUGGUUAAAUUCCAUUGGAUUGCAAAUGAUACCAUAAAAUUAUUUGUUUAA
Messenger RNA from Erythranthe guttata (spotted monkey flower), 1008 nucleotides. The record is from RefSeq and is a predicted model, not a curated record. NCBI's taxonomy places the organism in Eukaryota, Viridiplantae, Streptophyta, Magnoliopsida, Lamiales, Phrymaceae.